UCGGACACAGUCAAAGUCUUUGAUUCGACUUGCGAGUUUCUCCUGUUGCACUUAGCAUGUUCCGCUCACUUUGUCAGCUGUUCCAGAGCUUUUUCAAUAGCGUUUCUCUUCAAAAGUGCGGACUUUAUCGCUGCUUUCACAUAGUUUCUAUGUAGUCUAUGAAAUUCCGCGGCUUAAACAGUUUGGGAUAUCAUUUUUUAUUUCGUAAUCGGCAAUACCCUUCGCAUUGGAUAACUCUGCUAAAAUUAGCCUGCAGGAAGCACAGCCGAGCUGCGACAUAAGAAGCUGGCAUCUGAGAAUGCCACAAUCGCUGGUGCCAUCCGCCGUUCGCGGCAUGUCUUGGCAUACACUCGCCGAGAAUCCACAACAACCAGAUUUACCAGCUGGUGAUCUUUGCCAAAGGACUGAAAGGAGUUCUCUUCAGUCUUUCCGUACUGAGUUAUCCGCAAAUUCAAUCGAUCGUGCCGAGCAGACUUUGGAGGCCCUGGCGCGACAGCGCAUUGGCACUGCCGCAUCCAAAGACACGCUUGAGGCCGAGCAGAUCGUUCCUGGUGAGGAGAAUUUGACUGACCAUCAUGCGACGGUAGUGGACAGUGACGCAUCGUCGCAGGAAACGGAAGGGAUUGCAACGGGAUCGUCGGAUGCCAGUCGUGCGGAGAUGGAAUUCUCAUGGGAACUUUGCUUAGAAGAGCUCAAUGCCCACCCAGUCCCUCCCGAGGCUUUCCAGCAUGUUGCGGACAGUCUCAUUAACGGCUUACAUGAAGGGCAAUGUUUAGAGUAUGUCUAUUCAGGUGAAGGUACAAAGAAAGCGGUGUGGUACGUGGAGCUUAUCUAUGCCCACGAUUCCUACGUGUUUGUACGAUAUCUCGGACUGGAAGAGCAGCCUCAAGAAGCAUUCUGGUUAGAUUUGACUACUGCCGAUGUAUCCGCAUGUGUGAGUGCAUUUGACAGGAACCUACACCGUCCACCUAAAAUUGUGAUGAAAUAUCAAAGUUACCUGGGAAAAGUGGUUGAGAGAUCCAAAAAAGGUCUGCCGACACCCGAUGCCCAAGCACUGAUGCAUCGCGGCCGUGCGCUGAAGGAUCGCAUUGAAGUGGGCCAUUUGGUGGAAAUAACGGAUCAGCAGUGUGGUAUGACAGUGUGGCCGGCGGUUGUCAAGAAGAACAUUGGUGGUCGACUGCAGUUAGAGUACUGGAAGGGAACGGAAGAGGAUGUUGUCUGGGUAUUUUGCACGGAACAUCGUUUACGACCAUUCCGGUUCGGAAUGCAGAAUGGAUACAAAUACAGUCCCCCCAGUGGUGUGACAGUGGACGAAACGGGAGUAACGGAGACAGUUAAUUUUGUACAAGAGUUUGACUCCAAGUCGUCCAAAUUCGUCCCUGUUCCUGCAAACGUGUUCUCGAAAUUUGAAUUACCGGUUGCUCAGUUCGCCAAAGGCGAUCAUGUUGAAGUGAUCCACCCUCACCUGCGCCAUCAGAUCUCACCCGCUGUCGUCACCGAAGUGUUCCCGAAUCAGACCGUUGCUGUAGAAAUUUUGGAUUUUCGCGGCGAAGACAAAAAAGAAAAGAUUGUCCAAGUUUAUGACAACGAUAGCUUAGAACUACUUCCCAUUCACUGGUGCAAAAAGAACGGAAUUAAACUUAGCCGCCCUCCAGGUUGGGAUCCGCCGACUGACAAAGAAAGACGAGAAAAGGAUAAAAAAGAGAAGGAAAAGAAAGAAAAGCCAGAGUUUUCCUGGCAAAAGAUUGUUGAUGAAUAUGGGGGUGCAAUGGCGUCGCAGAAAUGCUUCAGUCAUUUGAAUAACGUCGAUAAUCGCGGGUUCUCUCGCGGAAUGAAACUCGAAAUGAGCAAUCCUACUGAUCCGGAGGAAAUUUGCAUGGCGACCAUUCUCAAAGUGUUUCCUCCGCUGUUGUGGAUCCGAAUUGAUAGUUACGGUCAAAGUGCAUCAUACAUUGUCACCUUCACCUCGACGGAGAUCUUUCCGGCGGGAUUUUGUGGUAGCAAUAACUACAGUUUGAAACUGCCGCGCUUUAUGGUACACGGCCAGCGUAUGGCCGCCAUCCGCUCACGAUCUCAGGGCUCCGUUUCACCCGGGAAGUCUCCGCGUUCACCAAGGGAAGGCAAUGAAUCCCCGGGGAAGUCGAAGAACGGCGAGCUCAUUACGCUGCACGUGAAUCCCAAGUGCAACUGUGGCCCGUUGAUGUCGCCGAAGAAAGUGAUUAGUCUGCCCAAGAGUAUGGGACCGGGACCAGUGCAACUGGUGUUGCAGUGUCUCAUUACGUCGCUGAUUAGUUGUGGUACGCGGCCAACCAAGCUGCUGCAGCUGAUCGGAGCGUCUGGAGAGAGUCCGCGGUCUGCCAAUUGGGAACGAGUCCGAAUUAAGGCUAAAUUGGCUGGACGCCGCCAGAUGCUGCUGGUGGAUGUCGUAAAAAAUGCGUCGCAAGUUCCGGACUUCCUCCGGAACAUCUGUAUCUUAUGUGAAGCUUGCCCCAAUUUGAUUACAACGGAGCCGUACUCGGGACGCUGUCCAGACCGUUGCUACCUGUUUAUCAAACCCGAUCUCAAGAAUCUACAAGUUAGACGGCGCAUUCCGCGCAACAACACCAAAGACUCCUUAAAUGACGAUGCCCAGUCGUCCUUGGACAACUCCAUCGAUGGCGAUGCCCUGGAUGCCGAUUUCGACGCGGAAGACCCCAAGAUGGAUGGUGAUUUGACCGUGCGGAUGACGGUGGGUCCGGGUGAUUUCGAGGAAGGCUCACAGACCGGCUUCGAUGAAGAAAUGGAUACCACCGUGGACAGCCAAGAGCCGAGUCGUGCGGCUAGUGUGGAAUCGGAGGAAGCGCCACCGCCCAAGGCUGUGAAUGCCAAAAGUUCCGAGCGCAGUAAGCGCAAGGCUAACGAAACGAAAACUGUGAACGGCGGUGACAGCAGCGCCGUACCGUUGCGGAAACGUUUCCGUCGGGGUCCGCCUUACUCCAAAGUGGAUUCCGGGUUGCGAGUGCCCAUUCCGGUGUCACGUCCUAUUGACGUCAAUGUGGUGGAGGGGCCGCCGUCGCCCUCCUCCUCGGAAGAAGAGACGCAAGAGUCGUUUGCCACAUCGCGAAGGAACAUCGCGGAACUGGUGCGCAUAAGUCUGGAGAACGGCGAUAGUGAUGUGGAUAUUGAGAAUAAUCCGGUUACGAACGGCAGACUGGUGGAUGACAGCGAAUAUUUGAUGCAUUUCUUCAAGCAUCCCCGCAAGUGGACGGUGGAAGAGACGUAUUCAUUCUUGGUGCGACAGUUGCCGCAGUCAGAAGCGCCGGAUAUUUUACGCGAAGAGAUGAUCGAUGGGGACGCUUUAUUGUUGAUGGUGGCUUCAGAUCUGCGUCACUUGCGUAUUGACAGCCGGGACGCGACGUUUGUGGCUUCGCUGAUUGAAAGAAUGUUGUUUUCGAUCAUCCUGACAAAAGGUCAACAGAUUCCAUUAUAUUCUAGCUGGAAGUAGUUUUGUACAAUUUUUUACUGAUGUUUACAUCGAAACGCGGAUGAAUCUAUGAAUUCCAUUUUUUUUGUUUAGUGAAGAAGCGAAUAUUUUUACGGUACUGAAUUUUCCUAGCCCUUGCUCGAGUUCAGAAAACAUCUGUGGUUGGUUGUACGAGUUGGUUGUCGGUUUAUAAAGCGUUGUUGGACUGGAGGUCACUUCGGUUCGCUAAACAGAAUGUACAGAAGAAA
This is a messenger RNA of Paramacrobiotus metropolitanus, 3711 nucleotides long. RefSeq names its product scm-like with four MBT domains protein 1. Gene Ontology annotation, cellular component: nucleus. The coding region runs from base 299 to 3484 and encodes 1061 amino acids. Lineage: Eukaryota; Metazoa; Tardigrada; Eutardigrada; Parachela; Macrobiotidae. The record is from RefSeq and is a predicted model, not a curated record. Gene Ontology annotation, biological process: regulation of DNA-templated transcription. The transcript has 12 exons.